AUGGCUGCAGCCGACGUAACGUACGCUGAUGUGAAGUUCACCAGACAGAGAACCAAAGUUGAGGAUCCAGCAGCUGAUGUUGUUUAUUCUGACAUCAUGAUGAAAAGAACAAAACAUCCAGUCUGUCCAAAGUGUGCCAUAGAUGCUCAACAGGCUGGACAGGGCAUAAGGUCAAAGGUCACCACAGAGCAAAUGGUCCUACUGGUUCUCAUUGGCAUCUUGGUAGUUACCAUCAUCGCCCUGGCAGCCAAAAUAAAUUCCAGACCAAAAAUGAACACUGCAAGUUCUACACCAACAUGUCCUCCACCUCCAACAUGUCCUCCACCUCCUGCAGUAAAAAGGGAAACAUUUCUGAAGUGUGAAGCAGGAUGGGAGAAACAUGGAGGAAACUGUUAUUAUUUUAACAUCAAUAAAUCCUCCUGGACUGACAGCAGACGUUCCUGCGCUGAUCUGGGAUCAGACCUGGUGAAGAUCGACAGCAGAGAGGAGCAGGUGUUUCUGGAGGAGAGAGUGAAAAACUUGAUGAAGGGUGAUCAGGACAGGUUCUGGAUUGGACUGACGGACUCGAUGGAAGAAGGAAAAUGGUUCUGGGUGGACGGAUCUCCUCUGCAUAAAAGUUUGAGUUUCUGGAAUCAAUCCCAACCUGACAACAGGAGUCCUGAUCGUUCAGCUGAAGAUAAAGCUAAAGCUGGAGCUGGAGCUAAAGCUAAAGUUGAAGCUGACUGUGUGAGGAUGGGAAAGAAAGGAAAACCUGAUAAUCUGAAGUCCUGGUUUGAUACAUCCUGUAAUUAUCCUCAGAAAAGUAUCUGUGAGAAAACAGCUGGACUCAGUUCAUGUGUGUCUGAAGUUUAA
This is a messenger RNA of Xiphophorus maculatus (southern platyfish), 852 nucleotides long. RefSeq names its product hepatic lectin-like. NCBI's taxonomy places the organism in Eukaryota, Metazoa, Chordata, Actinopteri, Cyprinodontiformes, Poeciliidae. The transcript has 7 exons. The coding region runs from base 1 to 852 and encodes 283 amino acids. The record is from RefSeq and is a predicted model, not a curated record.